Egretta garzetta (little egret) is the source of this 2388-nucleotide messenger RNA. It is a transcript of the gene DALRD3, whose product is annotated as DALR anticodon binding domain containing 3. Gene Ontology annotation, molecular function: arginine-tRNA ligase activity; ATP binding; tRNA binding. The record is from RefSeq and is a predicted model, not a curated record. The transcript is spliced from 12 exons. Bases 1 to 1044 code for a protein of 347 amino acids. NCBI's taxonomy places the organism in Eukaryota, Metazoa, Chordata, Aves, Pelecaniformes, Ardeidae. Gene Ontology annotation, biological process: tRNA C3-cytosine methylation; arginyl-tRNA aminoacylation.
AUGGCGCAAUCUAAUCGUUUCCGUCUCCCUCCUCCUGGGGCUGAUGAGCAGGACAUUUUGCUGAUGUGCUGGCCUGAGGAUGUCAUCUGUAAAGUGCACUUGAAGAGCUUCGUGGAGCAGCAGGGCCUGGUGGGCUAUGACCCCAAUCUAGAUGUCCUUCUCGUGACAGAGGGGAAGCUGCGGUCGCUGGCUGAGCUGCAGCAAGCCGUUCUGCAGUGCACCGCUGGGGGCCAGGGCAGCUGCUGCAGCAUCGUGCAUGUGGUGAGCUGCGAGGAGGAAUUCCAGCAGCAGCAGCUGGAUCUGCUCUGGAGGAUUUUGGACCCAGGAGCCCACACAGCUUCGCAGAAACACCUUGUCUGCGGGCCAGUGAAGGUGACAAACCCCUCAUCACCCAUCGGGGCAGACCAGUACUUCCAGCUCCGAAAGCGCCAGAUGUACAAAGCCUCUGUGGUGAAGUACGGGGAGCUUGCACAAGAUGAGGCCUGGACUGAGGUGAUUGAUACCCUCACAGUGGCUGCCAUCAGGUUUGAGAUGCUGAGCACUGCUCACCGGAGUCAGAUCACCCUGGACCUGGAGGACAGCAGCAUCUCCACAAAGGGAACCAAGAGCGGUGCCUUCGUGAUGUACAACUGUGCUCGGCUGGCCACGCUCUUUGACACCUACCAGCGAGCUGUGGAGCGGGGCACAUAUCCACCUCUGCCACCGGCGUCAGAACAGAGCUUCUCCUGCCUCCGGGAAGAGGGUGAAUGGCUCCUGCUCUUCAACUAUCUCCUGCCCUUCCCUGAAGUCCUGCAGCAGGCAGCACAGCUGCCUGCACCCACCAAGGGGAUACGGAUCACAGCCAACACAGAGACAGUGUGCAAGUUCCUGAUCCAGCUCAGCAUGGAUUUCAGCUCCUACUACAACCGGGUCCACAUCCUGGGGGAGCCGUUCCCUCACCUCUUUGACCAGAUGUUUGCCCGCCUCCGGCUGCUGGAAGCGGUGAGGGAUGUGUUCCACAGCGCGCUGGCGACUCUGCACCUCCCUCCUCUCAGCCAGAUCUGAGCCACCUCCGAGGAGCUGCGCCACGGUGCGACAGACACCAUGACAGUGUGCCUUGAGGGGAAGGACAGGGCACAUCCUCCCUGGCAGGGUGGGGGGCUGCCUGACAGACAGGCAGGGGUCAGGGCAUGCCUCAGCCCCACCCAGGUGCUUCCCCUCCUGCUGCCACAUUUUGAGGGUUUGGCUACACCCACCCCGUGGCUGUGCCCAGCAUGGAGAUGGGUGCACCUGCCACAUCCACACCAGCAGAAGGGAGGGUGUCUGUGGCACCCUGUAAGCCAGGCUGGGGGGCACUGGGGGAGGCGGCACCAAGGACCAGGGCACCACAAAGCCAGGCAUCAACCUUGCUUCCCUCAAAGCCGUUUAUUGAAGAUUGCUCCAUGCUGGCAGGGAGCUCCUCCUGGCAGGCUCAAGGCCCUGGUUGGGCCCCAGGCCAGGCCCCAAUAGCGGGGUUCAAUACACUUGUUGCUGGACAAAUGCUGUGUGUGUCUGACCCCAACAGAGCACCCUGCCCCAGGCGUAGCUGUUUGUCCUUCCCUGUGCUCCGACUGUGCUGGUUCCUGCUGCUGCACAGGGACAACCCCCUCAGCUUGAGGCAGCACUGAAGGGCUGCCCUGCGGGGUUGGUGGCUGGGCCCCAGCUGGCACAGCUCAGGUAGGCUGCCACCCCAUGCCCUGCAGGGUGCUGCUACGGAGGAUCAGUGUCCCCACUCAUUUCAGCACAGUCCCCAGUGCUGCAGGGCCAGGGCUGUCACACAGGGCCCCGUCACACGAGGCUGUAGCCUGCACCAGUGCCUGACCAGUCCUUGGCCUCCUGCUGCCCUCAAGCUCCCAGGGCUGGGCAUGGGGCUCAGCACCCUCUCAAACACGUUCCUCUCUGGGACCAGGGCCAGAAAGCCUGGCCAUGGAACCCUCGCACCUUGGGGAGGAGGAACUUCUGGGCAGGGUGGGCUGAUGACCUCACUCCUCCUGUACUGCCUGGGGAGCCAUAGGCUAGUCCAGGAGGGGUCCCAGCUGCCUUCUCCCAUGAGACUGCCAGCCUUGAGCACCCCAGAUGUGGCUGUGCUGUCCCCAGAGAAGCCAAGCAUGCCCGGUCCCCUCAAGAGGGGACACAUCAGCAUGUAGGCUGGGACAGGCUGUGGUGAUGGGCAGAGCACAAUCGCAGGGUGCCCUCCCCAGGCAGGUGGGGAGCAGGGUGUGACGCACGCCUGCCCUGUUACUGGGGAGCCUCUGGUGGAGGGGGCUCAGGGGGGGCCAUGCCGUGCAACAUCUCGAGGCCCUGCCCGCAGAGCACGCAGCAGUACCACAGCUCCCCCCCGGCCUCUGCCACCUCCCAGCAGUCCAGCUC